This is a messenger RNA of Enhydra lutris kenyoni (northern sea otter), 3091 nucleotides long. RefSeq names its product solute carrier family 25 member 30. Lineage: Eukaryota; Metazoa; Chordata; Mammalia; Carnivora; Mustelidae. Gene Ontology annotation, biological process: mitochondrial transport. Gene Ontology annotation, cellular component: mitochondrial membrane. The record is from RefSeq and is a predicted model, not a curated record. Bases 262 to 1215 code for a protein of 317 amino acids. The transcript has 10 exons.
CAAAAAGCAAUGAAUUCAAGUAAACUUUGAACACAGUGCUCUACCUGCACACGAUUUAGAAGGAUGUAUGAUCAAGAUACGAGGAACUGCCAAGAAAUCUUGAGUUUAGAAGAUUUGUUGCGGUGGUAGUACUGGUAUGUGAUUCUCAUCUGGUUUCUGUAUAUUAUAGAAUAAAUGAUCAAAUACAUUGAUGCUGUUGUGAACUAGGGUUUUCACUGAGGGAGAAGGAAGAUAUAAAUAUGGAAAGAAGAAGACUCUCUGAUGUUGGAUUUUGACAUGGAGGGAAGACCCUAUCGAAGGCUAUGUUUCUCUGAUCCAGGAGAAGGGACGGUGGUGAAGAUGUCGGCCCUCAGCUGGAAGCCCUUUGUGUACGGAGGGCUGGCCUCCAUUACUGCGGAAUGCGGUACUUUUCCAAUUGACUUAACCAAGACCCGGCUCCAGAUUCAAGGCCAGACGAAUGAUGCAAACUUCAAAGAAAUCAGGUAUCGAGGAAUGUUGCACGCGUUAGUGCGGAUAGGCAAAGAAGAAGGUCUGAAAGCUCUGUACUCAGGGAUUGCCCCUGCGAUGUUACGCCAGGCUUCCUAUGGCACUAUCAAGAUAGGCACUUACCAGAGCUUGAAGCGACUGUUUGUGGAACACCAAGAAGAUGAAACUCUACUGAUAAAUGUGGUGUGUGGAAUUCUCUCUGGAGUCAUAUCCUCAACUAUCGCUAAUCCAACUGAUGUUUUGAAAAUUCGGAUGCAGGCACAGAGCAGCACGAUUCAAGGCGGAAUGAUAGGCAACUUCAUUAACAUUUACCAGCAAGAGGGAGCAAGGGGCCUAUGGAAGGGCGUGUCCCUUACGGCCCAGAGGGCUGCCAUCGUUGUUGGCGUGGAGCUGCCGGUCUAUGACCUCACCAAGAAGCAUCUGAUUCUCUCGGGCCUCAUGGGAGACACUGUGUAUACCCACUUCCUCUCAAGUUUCACCUGUGGUCUGGCUGGGGCCCUGGCCUCCAACCCCGUGGAUGUUGUGAGAACACGUAUGAUGAAUCAGAGAGUCCUUCGGGAUGGCGCGUGCUCUGGCUACACAGGUACCCUGGACUGCUUGUUACAGACAUGGAAGAAUGAAGGGUUUUUUGCUCUGUAUAAAGGAUUUUGGCCAAAUUGGUUGAGACUUGGUCCUUGGAAUAUCAUUUUCUUUGUGACCUAUGAGCAGUUGAAGAAAUUGGACUUGUGACAAAUCAAGGCUUCAUGAGACAGCGCUCUGAAAACACUCCCUUUAGAAACAAUAAAGCUUCCUGUGUGUCACGCUGCUUCUCACUGCUUGGUUCACCACAGAUUCUGAAGCGUGAGCAACAGAUGAAGAUGGGGUUAGUUCAGAUUGCUGUGUGUUGGCAGUGGACGCUGCGCAUCGACUGUUUCAUGCUAGAAACUAACAUCCAAACACGAAUCCUUACCAUGCAAGUGCCCUUCAACAUCAAAGACCGCAUGUGGAACAUACGUUUCUUGAUAAAGAGAACUUGCGAGAAGAUCAGGAACUGUGUGUCGUUUUCUUCAGGGGAGAGCUGAGAAUGCCAGGCUGCUCUAGAGAAGCUCAUCAGAACCAUGGAAUAGAGCCUCCGAGAGGGUGUUGUUAUUCCUGAACUGGGGACUGUCCUUUCUCGUCAGCUGAAGGAACUUCACACGUGGAGACCUGGCCCUUUCAACUCCAGGUGGAAACAGUGCAGGAAACCGAGCCCUGGAACAUUGCCCUGCUUUAUAAUUUCCUAUUUUGGCAGGAUCCUUCACUUACAAUAAGUGAUUUUCAGCCUUCGAAGGCUUGACCUUUGUGAGGAAUUGUUACGAAAUAUUAAUCUCUAAAUCCAUGACGGUGGGAUGUGUUGGCUUUUGAACAUGGCAGGGUCCACGUUGAUGGAAGAUCUUUGAGGCAGCUGGGGUUCAGUCUUAGGUAAUGUUAGCAGUUUGCUCCGAUUUUUAGCAAAGUUCAUUAUUUCUGUAAAAUGGGGACGAUAACCUGUAUUGAUAUGGAGGGUCAAAUGAAGACAAGAGUAGCUUCUAGUUGCCUGCCUGGUGGGGAGGCGAUGGACCUCAGCCCUGCUAUCGUCCCGCCAGAAUCCCAGCAUCAACAGGCUGGUGUAAAGAAGAGAGUGGUUUCAUGACGGGACUCUCACUGGAAUCCCUAGGAAAGCCCCUCGCCAAGGCCUUGUGAAAAGAGAGAACAUGGUCUAAGUUAUAGUUUUAUUAUGUUUUCUGUAGCAAGAUGUUGCGAGGGAAUCGGUUGAUUUUUCCAGAUUUCUCAGUUUUUACUUUAGUUCAGGUUAUCUAUUAAGGUAUGUCCUGUCUCAGACUUCCUGUUCAGUAUGGUUGGAAAACACUUGCUUGAAAAUUUAGAAACUAUCUCUUUAGUGCUGCACCUGUUUUCCAGUUUCUGAAAAAAGUAUAUAGUAUCUUCCUUUCUUUGCCUAAGGCAACAAAAAUCGUUCUCCCUCUUCUUUCUCACCUUCAUCUUGUUCUUUUCAAACUACAAAGUGACUCUGAGAACCCAAAGAACUUUACACUUCUAGAAGACAGCCCAGGGAAGGGGACGUAUUUACUUACGUACCUUCAGUUAUUCCAUUCGAGAACAUGACACACUGACCGGGGCUCUGGGACGGACCCUGCUAAAGUAUUUGCGGGGCAGGUUCUCAGUUUGUUCCCGCCCUGGGUCACCACCUUCCUUGAACCCAGCAUUGAAGGUGUGUAGGUUUCUCUUGGGGAUGGGGCCGUUUUCCUGCCAAUCACUUUCACGUUGCCUUCUCUAUUAACGUUUACUUUGAAAAAUAUUUCGUGAGGCAGAAUUGCUAUUUCCAAACUCGAGACAAAGUCAUUAAGAAGAGAAGAAGUGGUGGAGUGGCGUGUAGGUGUUAAUUGGUUAAAGACUUAGUUGAAAGUCCAGAUCCCCUCGCCCAUUCUAGACGUGACUGCAGAGCAAGCGCACUGGGGCCCGGCUCCUGGUACUGAACCAUUAUCUUUAGACAGAGAUUUUUUUUCUUCUUACCAAAACAUUCCAUUGACCUGGUCAGGGCUUUCUCAGAAAGGCUUUCACUUUUGGGUUCCUCUAGUUCAAAGGAUUA